Molecule: messenger RNA, 1706 nt
Organism: Solea solea (common sole)
Lineage: Eukaryota; Metazoa; Chordata; Actinopteri; Pleuronectiformes; Soleidae
Gene: cckar
Product: cholecystokinin A receptor
Exons: 5
Coding region: 222-1574 (450 amino acids)
Biological process (GO): neuropeptide signaling pathway
Cellular component (GO): membrane
Molecular function (GO): neuropeptide receptor activity; gastrin receptor activity
Source: RefSeq, a predicted model, not a curated record
GCAACACACUGAGCGCGCACAGGAACUUACAGGCAAUAGACUGCUGCUGUUAGAAUAAUAAUUAUCCAUUUAUUUCUCUCUUUUUUUUGUUGUUUGCUUAUAUUUAAAGAGAAAAAAAAAUACUGAUGUGCAGUGUUGAUGUGUUCCUGCCUUUGGCGCACGUUUCCAAGGGUGUGUGACGAAUGCUGCGCGUGAGACUUGAGGCUCUGUAGGAGACAAACAUGGACAUGGAGACGUUCACCAUACAAGACAUGCUCAUUAACUCCACCGAUCUCAACAAGAUUCUCUGCAAUUUUAGGAUCAAGAAUAUUUCCGAGUGCGAGGUGGAGGAUCCAUCACCCGAGCCUCGAGAUAUCAACCAGACAGUGAGGAUCGUCCUCUACAGCCUCAUCUUCCUCCUCAGCGUUCUAGGCAACAGCCUCAUCAUCGCCGUCCUGGUGAGGAACCGGCGCAUGAGGACCGUCACCAACCUCUUCCUGUUGUCUCUGGCCAUCAGUGACCUGAUGGUGUCCCUGGUCUGCAUCCCCUUCACCCUCAUCCCCAACCUCAUGAGAGACUUCAUCUUUGGUGCCGGUAUUUGCAAGCUGGUCAUGUACUUCAUGGGUGUCUCGGUCAGUGUUUCCACCUUCAACCUGGUGGCCAUCUCCCUGGAGCGCUACAGUGCCAUUUGCAACCCGCUGAGCUCCAGAGCAUGGCAGACCAAAUCCCACGCUGCCAAGGUCAUCACCGCAACCUGGGUGGCUUCCUUCAUCCUGAUGCUGCCCUACCCCAUCUCGAGCACGCUCAAGCCUUUUACCCGCCUCAACAACAGCACGGGGCACAUGUGUCGCCUAGUGUGGCCCAAUGACAUCAUCCAGCAGUCCUGGUAUGUGUGUCUGUUGCUGCUGCUCUUCCUGAUCCCCGGGAUCGUCAUGAUGACCGCCUAUGGACUCAUCUCGCUGGAGCUGUACAGGGGCAUCCGCUUUGAGCUGUCCAGCAGGAAAUCCAGUCGAGACAGACAGUGCAGCUCUGGCAGCAUCAAGCCGGGUGACAGUGAUGGCUGCUACAUGCAGCCAUCCAAGAAGAAGAGCAUGACAAUGAGCAUAACUAACUCCAGCAGCAAGCCCAUGGUGGCGGGCCGAGUGUGCGGCACCAGCUCUACAGCCAACCUCAUGGCCAAGAAACGUGUGAUCCGCAUGCUCCUGGUCAUCGUCUUCCUCUUCUUCCUGUGCUGGACGCCCGUGUUUGUGGUCAACGCGUGGCAGGCCUUCGACCAGCGCUCAGCCUACCGCCUGACCGGCGCGCCCAUCUCCUUCAUCCACCUGCUGUCCUACAUCUCUGCCUGCGUCAACCCCAUCAUUUACUGUUUCAUGAACAAGCGCUUCCGCCAGGGCAUGCUGGCCACCUUCAGCUGCUGCAGCUGCUUCAGGAGCAGCGGCUCGGGGACGUCGGCGGAAAGUGCGACGCCUAAAGGCGACGCGGGCCGAUCAAGAGCGGCGCCUGACACGCAGAACGGUCACACAUCGCCAAGCACGGCCAACACACACUUCACCUACACCGGAAUCCGUACGUCAGCCUGGAGCGAGCUGACUUAAAUGGGACUGUACGAGAGAGGACAUGUCGGGAAUCUGUGCAGUGUUGUUCUAACGUAGCUAAGCCCUCGCAGUGCUUGUAGAUGGAGUUUUUGAGCAGCUGUGUUGCUUUAUCGUGGAGCACGACAUGGGGGG